AAUGUUGAAAUGAACGAUGAAGUGAACGAUGAAGUGAAUGUUAGAACUGAAUUGAAAGCGAAUGUUGAAGUGAAUGUUAGAGUGAACGUUGAAGUAAAAGAAAUGUUAAGUGGAGUGAAC
Molecule: messenger RNA, 120 nt
Organism: Dentiscutata heterogama
Lineage: Eukaryota; Fungi; Glomeromycota; Glomeromycetes; Diversisporales; Gigasporaceae
Source: the annotation of a GenBank genome assembly